Molecule: messenger RNA, 1046 nt
Organism: Syngnathoides biaculeatus (alligator pipefish)
Lineage: Eukaryota; Metazoa; Chordata; Actinopteri; Syngnathiformes; Syngnathidae
Gene: tafa3a
Product: TAFA chemokine like family member 3a
Exons: 5
Coding region: 500-898 (132 amino acids)
Molecular function (GO): receptor ligand activity
Source: RefSeq, a predicted model, not a curated record
UCCGAAGGUUCCUUCCGAGCGGAGGAAACGCAGCUCGACAGGAAAACGCGAGCACGUCGAGCGCGCGUGAUGGAGGAUUGCCCUUUUGAAAACCAAAAAGAUGACUAAAGGUGAGGUAGAAAGCAUGCAAAAGGGGCUCGGCGUGUGCGCGAGGAGGAGGUAACCAGCCGAAGAUCAGAACUUGAGGAGCUGCAACUUUUAUCGACUUUCAGGUCCACUCGCUUCCCUCCCCACUCGUCUCCAUCGCACUUGUGCGGACCGCUGGAUUGUUUGCGCGCGUCUGGACGCGGCGCAACAACGCAAAACUGUGCGUAUUUUUAUUUUAUUUAUUUAAUUUUUUUUUUUUUUAACCUCAAUGAGGUUAUGUUUUGUGGAGCCGAGGCGAAAUUGAUACUACCAGACCAACGCGAAGAAGACCAAGAAGAUGUGCGGCUGGGCUUUGUGGUUGAAAAUGGAGAAAAUAUGAAAGCUCGGGAUUAAUUGACAGCACGACGACAGAAUGAAGGAGCGGGACCUGCUGGGGAUGUGCAGAUUGGCGCUGCUGCUGACCGUCUGCGUUUUGUCUCUUUGGGGGCAACUGAGCGGCGCGUCGUCGCACCGGAGCCACAUCGUUCACGUGAAGGCAGGAACCUGCGAGGUGAUCGCCGCGCACCGAUGCUGCAACAAGAACAAGAUCGAAGAGCGAUCGCAGACCGUCAAAUGCUCCUGCUUCCCGGGACAAGUGGCGGGAACGACGAGGGCGGCCCCGUCUUGCGUGGAUGCAUCCAUCGUUGCACAGAAGUGGUGGUGCCAGAUGCAUCCCUGCAUGGACGGCGAAGAGUGCAAAGUGUUGCCGGACUUUAAAGGGUGGAGCUGCAGUACGGGCAACAAAGUGAAGACCACCAAGGUCACGCGAUAGUCGUCUGCUUGGGACCAGGUGUCGUUUAUUUCACAGUAGGACGCUCGGAUAUAUAUAUAUUUUUUCCCUGGGAUUGCUGGAGACCAAUAAGGACUUUGGUCACAGACAGUCACUCGAAAAAUGGACAACGGAACGGGGCUUCAAAUAA